Molecule: messenger RNA, 3585 nt
Organism: Hyaena hyaena (striped hyena)
Lineage: Eukaryota; Metazoa; Chordata; Mammalia; Carnivora; Hyaenidae
Gene: ADAP1
Product: ArfGAP with dual PH domains 1
Exons: 11
Coding region: 35-1159 (374 amino acids)
Biological process (GO): positive regulation of GTPase activity
Cellular component (GO): plasma membrane; intracellular membrane-bounded organelle
Molecular function (GO): phosphatidylinositol bisphosphate binding; GTPase activator activity
Source: RefSeq, a predicted model, not a curated record
GGGCCCGGCAUCGCGGGCGCGCGGCAUCGCGGCCAUGGCCAAGGAGCGGCGAAGGGCCGUCCUGGAGCUGCUGCAGCGGCCGGGGAACGCGCGCUGCGCCGACUGCGGCGCCCCGGAUCCUGACUGGGCCUCCUACACCCUGGGGGUGUUCAUCUGCCUGAGCUGCUCUGGAAUCCACCGGAGCGUUCCCCAGGUCAGCAAGGUGAAGUCGGUUCGCCUGGACGCCUGGGAGGACGCCCAAGUGGAGUUCAUGGGCUCCCAUGGAAACGACGCUGCAAGAGAUGUGUAUGAGUCCAAAGUGCCUGCCUUCUACUACCGGCCCACGUCGUCCGACUGUCAGCUUCUGCGGGAGCAGUGGAUCCGGGCCAAGUACGAACGGCUGGAAUUUACCAACCCGGAGAAGCAGGAGCCAUACUCCGCAGGAUACCGAGAAGGCUUCCUUUGGAAGCGAGGCCGGGACAAUGGGCAGUUUUUAAGCCGGAAGUUUGUGCUGACCGAGCGAGAGGGGUCGCUGAAGUAUUUCAACAGAAAUGAUGCCAAGGAGCCCAAGGCUAUCAUGAAGAUUGAACAUCUGAACGCCACCUUCCAGCCAGCCAAGAUCGGCCACCCCCACGGCCUGCAGGUCACCUACCUGAAGGACAACAGCACCCGCAACAUCUUUGUUUACCACGAGGAUGGGAAGGAAAUCGUGGACUGGUUCAACGCACUCCGUGCAGCCCGCUUCCACUACCUGCAGGUGGCAUUCCCGGGGGCCAGCGACGCCGACCUGGUGCCGAAGCUCUCCCGGAACUACCUGAAGGAAGGCUACAUGGAGAAAACCGGGCCCAAGCAAACAGAAGGCUUCCGAAAGCGCUGGUUCACCAUGGAUGACCGGAGGCUCCUGUACUUCAAAGAUCCCCUGGACGCCUUUGCUCGCGGGGAAGUCUUCAUCGGCAGCAGGGAGAGCGGCUACACGGUGCUGGAUGGGCUCCCGCCGUCCACCCAGGGCCACCACUGGCCGCAUGGCAUCACCAUCGUCACACCUGAGCGCAGGUUCCUGCUGGCCUGCGAGACGGAGUCUGAGCAGCGGGCAUGGAUGGAGGCUUUUCGGAAGGUGGUGGACAGGCCCAUGCUGCCCCAGGAGUACGCUGUGGAAGCCCACUUCAAGCAUAAACCCUAAGGAGAGCAGGUCAUGGAGGCCGAGGGACCUGGACUGACUUGCUGCAAGUGCCAUCCAAGAGUUGGCUGCUAGGCGGGGCUGCAGACGGAGGGGCAGGGCUCCAGCCUCCUGGCCCCGCCCUGAGGGGACACCCUGGUGCGGCCAGGCGGGGCCUGAGCUUUAGCCACUGAGACUUGUUUCUCCGGAACCUCACCUCAGGCUGGCCGGCCUGACCUCGGACCCCAUCGUGCUGCUGUCCACAGAUGUGACCCUGCUCCCCCUAACCCCGUCCCCUGGACCACCCUUCCUUGGGGCAGCCCCUCACCCAUUCACUCUGCCCCCUGCCCACCAGAGCAGGACCCUGCCCGACCAGGAGACUGGGCUGUGGGGACAGCGGGCAGCCUGCAUGCCUCUCCUCCGGCCCCUCUUACACGUCCCCUCAACAAGUAUUUAUUGAGCACCUUCUGUGUGUCAAUCGUGGGGUCCUGGGUGCUGGCACAGGGGUACUGUUCUUAUCCUCAAGGAGCUGACCUGGCGUGUGCAUGAGGGUCCUGGGGGCAGAGGCCCCCAACGGGCUGGGGUUUCAGGGCUGCCUGCCCACUGGGCGCUUGGGCACCUGGAUUGGGAGGAAGAAUGGAGAGUCAGCUCUGGUCUGCUGCCUGCUGGGCACUGACUGGUGACCCACCCCACAGGCCUGGAAGAUGGAGGCUGAGCUUGCCCCCCCCAGGACCCCAGUGUGCUGCUGGCCAGCUGGUAGUUACAGCCGCCGAGCCUCUCCCCGGGCACCCUGGCCCUGCCCGCUCUUGGUGGCCCCUCCUGUCCCACUGGACUGGCCCUUGAGGGGACCAAGAGUCCCCAAGGCAGGGUGGUGUCCCCGCACCAGCCCCACACGACCUAUCCUUAAGUGGUCUCUUGUGUUAUAUUAGAGGUUGGGGUGGGGGUUCUGGGCCCCAGGAAGACCUACCUGCUGGCUACAGAAAAGCCAGAACAUGGGGACACUUCUAGGCAACAGUGCCCAAGGGCCCCUGCCUGUCCUCGCGGGCCCGGCUCCCACCAGGCCUUCUUCCCUCUGUAUCUGAGCACACAACCUGCCCCCUCACACCCGUGCAAACCUGGACGGGGGUGGCCACAGGGUCCAGAGAGGAGCAUGAGGCAGGCCCCCCCAUCUCUGCCCUGACCCUACUGAGCAGAGGCUGCCAGGGUAGAGGCCCCCCCAGACAGUUGGGCUGGGGGUGAGGCCAGCCGGCAUGUCAGCCAGGGCCACUGCCCGAGUCCCAAAGACCCCACCUGCCCCAGGACAGGCUGUCCAUUCGCCCUGCCCCUCCACAGCCGUGACCCACCACCACUGGGCCGUCUUCCCAGGAAACAAGCCCCACAGGCAGGAAGAAGCCUCCUCCUGGGAGACUAGAAACCUCGUGGUCCCCUCCCCGGCCACGAGUCCUCUGGGACCGAUCUAGACCCUCUCUCGACCCAGAGGCAGAUAUACUGUGCCCGUUUUAAUAAGAAACAAUUUUACCUCUGGUGGGAAGAAUUUCUGGAACAAGGCAGUAAACUCAUGGUCCAUAAAGGCAACCACCGGGCUUACCUCACACAUGUUCAAGAGAUGGGCCGCUCGUAGUUCGGGUGCUGGUCUGAAGGUCAGCAUGGGGCCAACGGUCGUGGUGGCCUCUGCCUCCCUUGUCCCGUAUGGUGAAAAUGCGGGGACACGAGGCCUGCCCGGCUGCAGGUGCCAUUCACGACUGUCGGGUAACAGGGCCACGCCCCCAGGAGAAGUGGGCCUCCAGGAGCUGAGGGUCCAGGCAGAUGCCACCCUAGAGUGACUUGGGCGCAGCAGGACAGCAGGCAUACAGGGGCACCAUGCUUACCAGGCAAAACUGCACAGAAAGACCGCCGUUCCCCUCAAACUCCCCACACACCGACUGCGCUGGACGCAGGGUGCAGUUCCAGGGUGAACAUCACGGCACGAGCCAGGCACCCAAUGUGGGCUUGGGACCCCGCACUUCAGAACCUCCCCCUUUCAAGGACUCCCGGAAACAACCCCCACUCCUGAGAACCAUGCCGGGGAGCUGGUGGGGGCUCAGCAUGGUCUGUCCCUGCCUUCCCUGCGGCCUGAUGUCCAUGGCGCCUCCCCAUUUAAAUACACCAUGGCUACAUAUUUACACGGAGAGCCACGAGAACGUCUGUCACAUGUGCAUGGCUGCCCACAGCACCCACAUGGGCACGCCAGUCCCGGCAUGUGCUCCCCGCUGCGCACUCAGAAAGGACGAGCAUGGCAAAGCCCAGUAUAAAGGAUUUAUUUGAACUCAACAAUUAACACAAACCUCCCUUUAAACCCCAUUUACAGUCAAUGAAAGUGUGCGCUUGCUCCUCGCCAUGCAUGAUCGCCAUGUAUUAAUCUACAACUCUUAAAUUGUGAAAAAAUAAAGUGUCUCCCCUCUUGUAAUCGC